This is a messenger RNA of Melanotaenia boesemani (Boeseman's rainbowfish), 8272 nucleotides long. RefSeq names its product telomerase-associated protein 1 (gene tep1). The transcript has 55 exons. Gene Ontology annotation, cellular component: telomerase holoenzyme complex. Lineage: Eukaryota; Metazoa; Chordata; Actinopteri; Atheriniformes; Melanotaeniidae. Gene Ontology annotation, molecular function: telomerase activity; protein binding; telomerase RNA binding. The record is from RefSeq and is a predicted model, not a curated record. Bases 126 to 7904 code for a protein of 2592 amino acids. Gene Ontology annotation, biological process: telomere maintenance via recombination.
AAGUCGGAAGUUACAUUUAGCCCCAGAACUCUGCAGGACCUUUACAGUAACACCAUACAACAGAGGAAACGUUUGUUAAAAGUUCGAGACUGUCGGCCUGUGAAGUUUAAAUUGUGGGUUUUGCGAUGAGGGCACUGACAUUGCAGCAGGUAAACAUAGCCCAAGAAGAAGAGCAGCUGCCGGCUGCAUGUGGGAGAAGUUUGUCCUCCAACUAUUCUCCUCCAAGUCUGGAGAAUAGGAUUCUAGCUCAAGCCUCCACAAUGAAGCCCAAUCCUUUGUCUUCACUCUCAAACUCUGCUGUGCAACCUUACACUUGCCCAUCUCUCCAGCCUUCCAUUUUAUCUUCCACUUCAUCCUUGCUUCUCUCUUCCUCUGCAACAUCCCUCACCUCACCCCUCCUCAGUACCCAGAACAAGCUCUUAACUAGCAAUUUGCCACAAUUCUCUCAUUCAUUUGCAUCCUUUGCCCAAAGUGAGCCUUUGCUCUCAACAUCCUUGGGAAGUGGUGCUCUGCUCAACCGUCUUGCUCAAGCUCCAUCAUUUAUGCAUCAUGGUAUUGAUGAAGAACAGAAAAGGGGUGAUGGAGGAGAUGAGGAUGUCCUGGAAAUAUCUGAAGAGAUGCAGUCCAGUUUUGAGGGAACAAGUUUGCAGCAUCCUAAUGAAGAUGAUGUAUUGUCUGAAAAUGAGGGGGAGGCUGAUGCUGAGACAACCGUGGACUUACCUGUCCUGGAAACAGAGCUGAGCAACCAGGAAAUUGGAGACGCUGUGGUCAUCAGACAAGAGGAAUUUGCAGAGCUUGAUAAAGGAAAUGAAAAAGCUAAAGAGGAAUUAAAAGAUAAAAAGUACCUCUUGCUGAAUGCAGUAUGUUGCUCCUUGGUUAAUAAAAGCAAAGCUCCAGGCCAACAGGGCUGGGACUCGGAUGACAGUGUUUGGACCACCAUUAUAAACCUGGCAAAGGGUAUCUCUGACUGUGACCCACAGUUUCUUCUCAAGGUGGCAGUUUACUGCAGACAAGAGUUAAACAUCCGCAUCACAGCAAACUUCUUGUUGGCUCUGGCUGCCAGUCUGCCCUCAACCAAGCAGCAUGUCCGCAGAUACUUCUGUGCUGCUGUGCAGCUGCCCUCCGACUGGCUGGAAGUAGUCAGAAUCUACAGUACAUGCUUCAGCCGUUCUCUGCCAAUGUGUCUGAAGAAGGGGAUGACUGACAAGUUCAAGCAGUUCAGCGAAUAUCAGCUGGCCAAAUACAACACACGCAAACACCGCUGCAAACACAACCACAAGAAACGCAAAGGAAAGAAACCAACUGAUGAACAAUUAAAGAAGUGGGCAGACCUGCUCAGAUCAGAUACUUCUAUUCUGAAGAAGUUUCUGCAGAUAGAAGACGACAGAGUGGUGGAUAAAAAGCAAAGUGAGUUCAGCAUGAAGAAGCUGAUCAAAAGGCUUCACAUUAAAGAACCUGCUGAACAUGUAAUGGCCAUCCUGGGAAGAAAGUAUCCUAGUGACCCAAAGGAGUUCAAUCGCUCUGGAAUAAAGGGUGUGUGGGACAGAGAGAGAGCUGGGCAGCGAAUGAAACUUAAAGAGCCCCAAACGUGGGAGAGGCUGCUCAGCUUGGAAGGCAACAAGGCAGCAACCUGGGAGAAACUCAUAGACAGCAAGUGUCUUCCAUUCAUGGCCAUGCUGAGGAACCUGAGGAACAUGAUCACUAAAGGCAUAAGUGAGGCUCAUCACAAAAAGAUCCUCAGCAGACUGACCAAUCAGAAAGCGAUUAUUCAGAGCAGACAGUUUCCUUUCAGAUUUCUCGCUGCCUACAAAGUCAUCAUGGAGCUGCACACUUUGGCCUCUGCAUCGCAGCAAGCAACACCCUCCACUAAAGAGAUCCUGGCGAGCAUCUUGAAAAAUAUCCCCAAAAGCAGGCGCUUCAAUCGGCAGGACUGGGAGACGACUCAGAGGGGCCGAAAAAAGGUGACGCUUGGGGUGCCGUUUAUCUAUCGGCUGUACCAACUGAAGAAGGCCCAAAUCAUAAAGGCCAAUCAGAGGCAGUACACUGUUGAGCUGUUGGACCGUUACCGUAAAGCUCUGGAGACAGCGGUUCAGAUCUCCUGUCGUUACAACGUUCCCCCGCUUCCUGGGAGGACCGUUAUCCUGCUCUCCUGUUCCUUUUCAGACGAUGUGUCUUGGAGUCGGAAACAGGACUUCUGCCUCCCUCCAGAUCCGGAACAAAAAGAGGAGCAGGAGGAUGAGGAAGAAAAAAAUGACUCCAUGAGGAGGGAGGAGCCUAGCAAACUCACUCCUUCUAUGAUGGAGGUGGCAGCUCUGCUCGCUCUGAUGAUUAACAGCAGCGCAGAAGAUUGCCAGCUCUGCUUAAGCUCAUACAGUCACUGUGAAGAAGCCAAGCUGGAGUCUGACAAGCUGUUGGACAAUGUCAGAUCUGUGCUCAAACAAAUGGAGAAGUGUUCCAGUCAGUCAGAGUCAGACAGGAGUUUCUUUUACAGAAUGCUCACCACUAAAAACAAGAUUGACAACAUCAUCGUGCUGACAGAAUCCUGGUUGGCCAGUGAAGUUGAGCAGGCCAUCAGGACCUACAAGAAAGAGAUGAACAACAAAGCCCUGGAGGUGCAAAUCUAUUUGUCAGAGAGGACACACGAAGACUCUCCUGACAGGAACAGUGUGAAACUGAGCGGCUUCAGUGAGCAAAUGCUGAGAUUUGUGGCAGAACGAGGAUCUUCUAGGCUGCUGGAUCAUGUUGAACAUUUGGACAAGCUGUACAACAUACCACCACCAGAGGGCGCUACAGGCCCCCAGACCUUGGACAACAUUGUUUCUAUACCAGCCAGCCCAAAAAUAAGGUGGCAAGGUGUGCGAGUGUUCAUCUCCUCCACCUUCAGAGACAUGCACGCUGAGCGGGAUGUCUUGGUACGGAGCGUCUUCCCAGAGCUCCGGCGCCGUGCUGCCAUGCACUGCCUCAGCCUACAGGAGGUGGAGCUGCGCUGGGGUGUGACAGAGGAGGAGUCGGAGAGGUCCACUGAUCUUUGUUUGUCUGAGGUGUGUCGCAGCCAGAUGCUGGUGGGGAUCCUGGGGGAGAGGUAUGGCCAGGUGCCCCCCAGACCUGCCCUGCCUGACCUGCCACAGUACAGCUGGUUGGCCUCGGCCCCGGAGGGACUGUCUAUCACAGAGAUGGAGAUCCGUCAGUUCCAGGCUCUUUACCCUGAAACAGCACACCAGCGGAUGCUCUGCUACAUCAGAGAUCCAAAUAUCAUUAAAUCAGUUCCUGUAGCUUGGAGGUCUCAUUUUGCUCCUGAAUCAAAGGAAGCUGAGGAUAAAAUGUCGUCUUUGAAGACAAGACUUUUGGCCAGUGAUGUCAAAGUCACUGAAAAUUACUCUUGUGCGUGGGGAGGUGUCGUGGACGGAAAGCCAUAUCUAAAAAACCUGGAAGACUUCGGCAAGUCCGUGCUGGAGGAUCUUUGGGCGGCUGUUAAGAAACUGUUUGUGGAAGAGGGGGGCCAGGCUGAAGCUGCAUUGGAAGUGUUUGAGCAGGAGGUUCACCAGGGGGCGUUGCAAAGGCAGUUCUUUGGCAGGGCGAAGGUGCUGUCCGGUGCUGUGGAGAUGGUGGAGCAGGCCCAGACCAAGGGAGGGAUGGUGGUGAUAGAGGGAGGACCCGGAGAGGGCAAAUCUGUCUUUAUGGCUGCUCUUGCAGAGGCGCUCAAAUCUGGAGUUAAGUCCAGAAGAAACCUCAGCUGUGACGUCAUCUCCUACUCUACUGCUGCUAGUCAGCCAGCACGCUCUGUGGAAAACCUGCUUCGCUGCCUCAUUCAGUGGCUGCGAAAGAUGAAAGAAACAGACGAGGGAUCUCCUCCUCCCCAUUUGUACAAAGAUAUGCUGUCAGAAUUUCACACCACAUUGAAGGACAUGAAGAAGAACAAGCCUCUGGUGCUGCUGGUUGAUGGGGUUGAUCUCGUCCAGGAUGGCAGAGGACAGCUCAGUUCUGAUUGGAUCCCACAGCAGCUUCCACAGGGUGUGUGUUUAGUGCUAAGCAUCACAUCCAAAGCAGCUCUGCUGCAAACACUGGCCAAGAAAAGAGCAACUCUCCUGUUUUCCCUGGGACAGCUCAGCAUGCCGGACAGAAAGGAGAUCGUUCAGAAGGAACUGGAUACCUUCGGGAAGAAACUCAGCGACUCUGCAUUCAACAACCAGCUUCAGACAUUAAUAACGAAGAAAGGAGCAGUGAGUCCUCUGUACCUGUACCUGGCCUGCGAAGACCUGAGGAACUUCUCCUCUUUUGAUAAGUUGAAGGAGAGCCUGCAGGGUUUGCCGCAGUCUCUGAGCCAGCUGGUGCAGUACAGCCUGGAGAGACUCUGCUUGCAGCACAGAGGCAUGAUGGGACUCCGCUGGGCCCUACAAGCUCUCACUGUUAGCUCCACCGGCCUGAAGGAGAGAGAGUUGUACUCUGUACUGAACACAUGCAAUUGUCUGUGUUCGCGGGAUGGACAAGUCACGUGGCAGGAAGUGCUUCACCUAUCCAGGACGCCUGAAGGACGCAUUCCCAUGGCAGUUUUUACCCGUAUAGUGCAGUGUUUGCAAAGUCUGAUUGGUCCGUCUCACUGUCAUGACACUGACGACUUGCUGGUUCUUAACAAUCCGGAGGUGAAGCAAGCCUUCGAGGAUUUUCUUCUCCCAACAACAAGCGACAGAACCACAGCUCAUCUGAUACUGGCUGCUCAUCUGUGGGCGAUGGCGGACCCUCAGGGACAGGAUACCUUCCUUCAUUGUGAGGCCAACUCUGUCAUGCAUCUGCCUUCCAGCCUGAUUCAAAGUGGACAGCUGGAGAAACUCCAUUCCCUGCUCUCUAACUAUUAUUUCCUGCAUGCUAAUGUGAGCCACGGCCUCCUGCACCACCUUAUGGAGACAUACAGCUUGAAUGUUUCCUUACAGGGCCAUCUGGAAGACUGUCAUAGUUUCUUGAGACGUCACUCCUCCACACUCUCCACCUGGCCGGCUCUUUUCAUUCAGCAGGCCCUCAACGAGCCUUCAGGGACCUCUGCUCACACCUGGGCACAAGGCCUGGUGGGAAAAGGACUCCGGGUGGUUGAAUGUCUAAAUGACAUUACGGAAGGUCAAGAGAUCAGUGAGCUGGUGUCAACCUUCCCCUCUGAGCCGACCUGUGUGGCCAUGAGCUUGGAUGGAAAGCUGAUUGUUGUUGGAACUGGACAGGGAAUGUUGCACAUCCUCCAUUCUCAGACCGGACAGGAAGUGAAGUCACUGGUGAGCAGCUGUGAUGGCAUCUCAACUUGUGUUUUUCUGAAAGAUGCACGUCUUGCAUCCACAUCGUUUGAUGGACGAAUAGAGGUUUGGGACAUUGAGAAUGGAUGCAGGACUGCUCUUAUUGAUGGCCACACUAAUAUGAUAACCGCAAGUGACAUCACGCCAGACAGGAAGCACCUAGCUACAGUGUCCCUUGACUUCAUGCUAAAAGUGUGGUCCUCUGCUAAAGGUCAUGAAGUGGCCUCUCUGCCCACCAGCAGCCCGUUGAACUGUGUGACCUUCAACCCUGAGGGUCACCUGCUGGCUGCUGGAUGCUGGAAUGGAAACAUCAUUGUGUGGAACUGGCUCCAGAGUAAAACAGUGACAUCUCUGUGCGGUCACCAGCGGUCAGUUCGCAGCCUCUCCUUCUCCCCCUCGUCCUCCAUGCUCUGCUCUGGCUCUGUAUCCGGAGAGGUGAGGGUGUGGUCUGUACCCACCUCCACCUGUGUGGGAUGUUUCCAGGCUCACAGUGGAGCCACUGAAGCCUUGAGCUUCCUGGAGGAAGGCGCCUUGCUUCUGAGCGGCGGCUCAGAUCACACGCUCCAGCUCUGGUCAGGGGGACUUGGACGUUCAGUUGCUGCAUUAAAAAGUGAUGAACAGGAGCCUCCUCGGAAGAAAAUGAAACGUGUAAUGUCUGAACCUGCUGCUCUGUGCGUGGCUGUGAAUGGAGACUAUGCUGCUGUGGGUUACCAUGGUGACGGCAUUAAAGUCUUCAGUCUGGACUCAGGAGAGAAGAUUUGGACCUCCAGGGACCUUGACAUGUCUGUACAGUGCAUGCUGUGGGUGGUUGUGGAUGCAGAGCAGAAUGAGCCAGAGCUGCUAGUUUCUGGAGGAAGUGACAAACUACUGAGGGUGUGGAAGAGACAAGAUGAAGAGGAGGCCUUGAUGGGAGGCCUCAUCAGUCUGGGAGUGUUUGGGGUGCAAACGGGAACCAUCCUGGCAUUGGCCCAAAACUCCACUUAUCUGGCUACUGCUUCAGAUGACUUCACCAUUGUGCUGUGGUUAUUGAGCAAACUGGCCCUUGAAUCUGGGAAUGAUCCACAUGAGGUGCUCAGGAGCCACAAGGGAGGAGUCACCUGUCUGGCUUUCAGUCCUGAUGGUGCACAGCUGCUGUCUGGUGGAAAAGACCAGGCUCUGAUGGUGUGGGAUGUCAGCUCGUCUCCUGCUACUCUCUCUAAAUCGCUCCCUCAUGCUCACAGAGACUGGAUCACAGGCUGUGUUUGGACUCCAGGCUGUGUGAUAAGCUCUUCAAAUGAUGGGAGGCUUUGUUUGUGGGACUUGGAGGCAGGUCAGCAUCUCAGAGAAAUCUCCUGGAGGAAUCCACUUACCUCCGUCUGCUGUCUGGGACUGCAUGUGAUGGCCGGCUGCUCGGAGGGUGCACUGCAUGUUUGGAACUGGGAAACGAACACAGAAAUCUGCCACAUUUCUGCCCACAAGCAUCGCAUACACCACUGCUCUCUCCUCCCAAACACAGACAAGAAGAAAGAGGUGAAGCCAGAGAACAUGACAGUUAUCACAGCAUCUGAUGAUGGAACUGUGCAGCUCUGGAAACCCUUACAGGUGGAGCACUUUGGCACCUUCCAGGGUCACAGUGGGGCAGUUUAUGGAUUUGCCCAUAAGAAAGGAGCCUCAGAAUUCCUCACAGUUUCUGAGGACUGCUCACUCCGAUCCUGGACCUGGACAACAAAGACUCCUCCAAACCUGAAAGGCCCCAUUUCAGCUGUGUGCUUCUCUCAGACUGAUGAUGUGCUGCUUGCUUGUUACGAAACCGGUUUGCUGGAGUUGUGGCGACAUAACACAGUGGUUGGCCACAAACAGGUGUCAGACAGCUCCAUCGUAGCUGCCUGCUGCAUGCCUGGCGAUACGUUCGCUGUCAGCUACCAGAAAUACUUAGUUGUUGAUGUGUGGAAGAUGGUGUGGAACCAGCAGCAAAACAAAGCGAGUCUGAUGAAGGUAACCACGUAUAAAGUAACGAACCCAAUGGUGCGCCUCUUCUACUGCUCACUGCUGAUCGGUGUGACUGACAUGGGAUUAUUGUGUGAUGUGGCACGCCAGGAGACUGAUGAUUGGAACAGCACAAACUGCAGUUGGCAAAAUGAUGUCUGUAUUCUGGGGGUGACUCGUAACGACGAGAAAAGCUUGUGGCUGGUGGGCGAGUCAAACAACAAAGUUCGCGUUGGGUUUUUUUUUGGUAUCGGCCCCACGACUGAGGUCACUACAGCUUUUAGCUAUAUGAACAUGAAGUGUGACGUGGAAGAGGAGAAAGGAAGCUUGAUAACAGCUAUAUCUCUGGACAAAGAGUUUGUAGUGUGUGGAGACGUGGAUGGGAACAUGUGGUUCAAUCAGCAGCCAGAUGUUACCUCAUGGAGCAAAAGAAAACCUGCUCAUGGUGACCGGAUCAGCGAGCUGAGAAUCACUGACAGCAUCAUCAUUUCUGCCUCCUCCGACCACACAGUGAAGCUGUGGGACAGAAACACAAAAAGACAGGUGGGGAUGUUUGUGUGUGGAGGUCCGGUUCAGAUUUUAGAGGUGAAUCCACAAAAACCCAGUGAGCUGGUCUGUGCUGAUAGACAAGGAAAGCUUUAUUUUCUCUCAUGGAAAGAGUAAUCUUUUAUUGCACUCUCAAAGCUUGGAUUAAGGAGUUAUACUUUAUCAGUACUGUACCAAAGAUUCUGAGGAUUGUUUAUAUUUAUUGUCAAUGUGCAGUAAAUGUACUAAUAAAGGAAGCAGAUGCAUGUCUAUGAUGUUACACUGCUCUGUGUUUAGGUGUGGCUUUAUUUAGGGUGUAUUAAACUUGUUGAUGUGAAAAGCAAGUUUUCAAACCAAUCAGCUUUAAGUUUUGUAUGAUGAGAAUUCCUGAUAAAUUGUAAUUCAAAGGUUGUAACGGUGAAAAUGGGAACAUGGAAUAUGAAGAACUCAUGAAAAGGAGCAUGUGUUGUGUCUGUUUAUUUCUCCAAUAAAUGAUGUCCAAAUCA